Messenger RNA from Porites lobata, 544 nucleotides. The record is from the annotation of a GenBank genome assembly. NCBI's taxonomy places the organism in Eukaryota, Metazoa, Cnidaria, Anthozoa, Scleractinia, Poritidae.
AUGUUUCAGCGGCUGUCUAGGGAAAAUAUUGAUCUGGUACGGUUUCAAGACCAAGGUCACUAUGUAAGGUCCGUGGUCACUAUGGAGGAGAGCAAUGGUACCGACAAGUCACGGUAGGUUCACCGAGAAUCGCGGACCAGGCCAACCAGGCUACAUGUGGUCAAACAUCAGAAAUGUGUUAAACGAAGUUGCCGGACUCUGUGGAAUCUAUGAGUUUCAGGUUAGAGGAACUCUUCCCGGCCAGUUGCAGGGUGCAAUAGUUUACGUUGGAAGCACGUGCCCGCGUGGCGCAGAUGGAGGACUAUGCCGCAAAUUGAACAGCAGGAUCUUCAACUACUGCAGACAAGGAAACCAUAAAGCAUUUCAAAUAAAUGAUGCAUUGAGAAGAGGAUAUGAGCUGUGGGUCCGUUAUAAGCAAGCUAGGAGUGCGGAGGAAGCUCAAGCCUGGGAAAAUGCGCUGCUCGCCGCGUAUGAUUACGCUUGGAAUGUUAGAAAUAACGGUUACAAAAAGGCAUUGAAGGGACGACAAGUUGACGUGGGUUAA